AUGACAGAUCUCAAUAUGGCUGCAGUGAUGUCGCUCUCUGGACGAGUAGGCCUUGUUACAGGUGGAGGAACAGGGAUAGGAUUUACUAUUGCCAAAGCCUUUGCUGCAAAUGGAGCAAAGGUAUACAUCACUGGGCGACGGCUGAACGUGUUGAAGGAAGCCGCUGCGUCUGUUACAGGUGUUCCGGGAUCUCUUGUCCCACUCCGGAUGGACGUGACAGAUGAGGAAAGUGUCAAGGCUGGCGCAAAACAUAUCGAAGGAAUCGACGGCAAGCUCGAUGUCCUCGUCAACAAUGCAGGAUUUGCUGCCUCCUUUAGCGAUCCCGACUUUGUUGCAAAGGCAUCCAUCGCAACAGAUCCCCUUGAACUCGAGACGGUACAGAACUGGAUGGAUAUUUUUGCACUCAACACUAUUGGGCCGUUCUUUGUUGUGCGCGCUUUCCAAUCUCUCCUCGUCAAAGGAGCACACUCCCGUCCCCAAGGCAUGUCAAGUGUCAUCAAUAUUAGUAGCGCGACCGCAAAGAUAAACAUGACUGCGUACAUAGGUUGUAUGGCGUAUGGUGCGACGAAAGUAGCCUUGGAGAAGCUUACCCUCGUGCUUGCGACGAGCUUUUCCCAGAGGGAUAUCCCGAUCCGAGUGAAUGUGCUGCAGCCUGGUGCGUUUGCGUCGCAGCUGGCAAAUCCUGAUUUUGUUGAGACGAUCAAGACGAAGCCACCGCCUGGGCUUGUUGCGCCAGUGCCUGCGAGAAGGCAUGGAAAUGAUGCCGAGAUGGGAAUGACAGCGAUUUAUUUAGCAGUCUCGGACUACACGAAUGGAGCGAUCUUGACCGUUGAUGGUGGAGUAUCGCUGGUAAAUCCAUGA
Molecule: messenger RNA, 861 nt
Organism: Desarmillaria tabescens
Lineage: Eukaryota; Fungi; Basidiomycota; Agaricomycetes; Agaricales; Physalacriaceae
Product: short-chain dehydrogenase
Exons: 6
Coding region: 1-861 (286 amino acids)
Source: RefSeq, a predicted model, not a curated record